AUGUACAUCACCCUCUACUACCUAGUCACCCGGCUCCCUGACUCCCUUCGUUCGGUCAGGGACCACUUCCUCUCUGUUUGCCCCACCACACUCACCGUUGACCUCCUCGAGGAGCGCCUCCUGGAAGCUGAGAAGAGUAUAGUCGCUGUAGGAGCCUCUCGUGGUGACCCUCGUGCCCCCUUCUUUGAGGGGUGCUCCCCCUCCCCCCUUUUGCCCUCUGUUGCCUCUGCUACUGCCGUCGACUUCGUUGGCACCGAGUCGGUCGGCGCUGCGUCUGCCCCUAGCGGGAGACGCCGCACCGGCAAGGGCAAGGGGGGCAAGGGCGCUGGAGGAGCUGGCGGGGGUGGUGGAGGUGGCGGUGGAGGCGGCGGAGGGAGUGGGGGUGGCGGUGGGAGUGGUGGCGGGGGUGGGGGCUUCGGUGGCGGCGGUGGAGGCGGCGGCGGCGGCGGCGGUGGCGGUGGGAGCGGCGGUGGCGGCGGUGGCGGAGGUGGCGGCGGCGGAGGUGGAGCUGGUCGGGGUGGCUCUGCGCAGCGGGGCGGCUUCGGUGGUGGUCAGCGCCAGCAGCAGCAGCGCACUCGUGAGACCCCGCCCCCCCAGCAGCUUCGUGAGUGGUACGCUGCGCGUCAGAGGGGCGGGGGUGCUGGUCCUUGUGCCUACGUCCUGCGUACUGGCGACCGCACUGGUGAGCCGUGCGGUGGCCCGCACACCACCCAGCGCUGCUUCGGCCGCCUGACGGACGCUUGGCAUCUCCAGUUCCCUGACGCCACUGAGAUCCCCCGCUGGGGCGAGCUGCUUAGGUCGGGGGUUGCUAUCUUUGAUCUGGAUUAUGAUGCUAUUCUUGCUGCCAUGUUUGUUGUGUCUACUAGUGAUGAGGGUGACUGUUACCUGUGUGUUCCGCCUGACCCGGGCAUUGAGGCUGCUGCUCUAGGUGCUGGUGAGGCUGCUGCUCUAGGUGCUAGUGCGUCUGCUGCCCCAGGUGCUGGUGAGUCUGCUCUCUCAGGUACCACGUCGGCUCAGGCCUUGCACACUUUCACCCUUGACUCGGGUGCUUCCCGCUCUUUCUUCCGAGACCGCACCACGCUUACGCCGCUUAGUCGGCCGGUUGCGGUCUCCCUGGCGGACCCCUCUGGGGGUCCUGUCCUUGCCCACUUCUCCACUGUCUUACCGUGUCCGGCGGCCCCCCUCUGGCACCCUGUCAGGUCUCUACCUCCCCUCGUUCUCUACGAACUUGGCAUGGCCUCCCGUUACCUUGUCUCUGGUCUUCCCCGGUCCCUCCCUCCCCUCCCUCCGGGGCCUGCCCCUACCUGCGUUCCCUGCGUCGAGGGGCGGCAGUGCGCCGCUCCUCACUCCUCCGAGUUUCCUCCGACAGAGGCUCCGCUGCAGACUCUUCACAUGGACGUGUGGGGCCCCGCCCGCGUCCGUGGCCAGGGUCACGAGCGUUACUUCCUGUUGGUGGUUGACGACUACUCGCGUUACACCACGGUGUUCCCCUUGCGCAGCAAGGGUGACGUCACUGAGGUGUUGAUCGACUGGAUCCGCGCAGCUCGUCUCCAGCUCAGAGAGAGUUUCGGCUCGGACUUUCCUGUUCUGCGUCUGCACUCUGACAGAGGCGGGGAGUUUUCCUCUGGCCUUCUGGGAGCCUUCUGUCGUGCACAGGGCAUCCGCCAGACGUUCACGCUUCCGGCCUCUCCACAGCAAAAUGGGAUUGCUGAGCGCCGCAUUGGCAUGGUCAUGGACGUCACUCGUACGUCCAUGAUCCAUGCGGCUGCUCCCCAUUUUCUGUGGCCGUUUGCGGUUCGGUACGCAGCGCAUCAGAUCAACCUUCAGCCCCGGGUCUCCUUGCCAGAGACCUCCCCCACCUUGCGGUGGACGGGGAAGGUUGGCGAUGCGUCUGCGUUUCGUGUCUGGGGAUCUCGGGCGUUUGUCCGUGACUUGUCUGCGGACAAGCUGUCCCCUCGUGCUGUUCCCUGCGUCUUCCUUGGCUUCCCCCCUGACGCGCGUGGUUGGCAGUUUUUCCACCCCACCUCGCGCCGUGUUCUGUCCUCCCAGGACGUCACCUUUGACGAGUCGGUUCCUUACUACCGUCUCUUCCCCUACCGCACUGCGCCCCUCCCCCCGCCGCCGCCCUUCCUUGCGCCAGGUCCCCCCCCGGUAGACCCUCUCCCCCCUCAGGGUCCUGCCCCGUCAGGUGUGUCCCAGGUAGACGCAAUCGAGCCUAUCGAGGUAGCUGUUGACUCUGGUGCUGCUAGGGGUGCUGAGCCUGCAGGUGCGGGGUCUGGGGGUGCUGAGCCUGGAGGUGCUGAGUCUGGGGGUGCUGAGCCUGGGGGUGCGGAGCCUGGGGGAGCGGAGCCUGGGGGUGCUGAGCCUGGGGGUGCGGAGCCUGGGGGUACUGGGUCUAAUCGUGUGGCCUCUGGCGGUGCUGGGUCUGGGGGUCCUUCGGGUACUUCGUCUCGGCGGGAGCUACCCUCUCCACAGGAGCUGCGCGAGUGGUUUGCCAGGCGCUGGAGCCGUGCUGCUGGUGCUGGAGGUGCUGCUGUUGCUGCUGACCCUGAGGUCGGCGCUGGAGGUGCUGGAGCCACUGGUCCUGGAGGUGCUCGUACUGGCGGUACUGGAGCUGCUGGGACUGGGGGUGCUGCUGAGGCUGCUGGAGUUGGUCCUGCUGGAGCUGCUGCUGGUGCUGCUGGAGGUACUGGAGCUGCUGGUGCUGCUGGGGGUACUGGAGCUGCUGGGGGUGCUGGUGCUGGAGGUACUGCUGGCGCUGGUGCUUCUGAGGGUGUUGGAGUUGGCGCUGCUGGAGCUGGAGGUGCUGCUGGCGCUGGUGCUGUCGCUGGGGGUACUGGUGCUGUCCCUGCUGCUUCAGGAGGCGCUGCGCGGCCGCGGCCGUACUUCGUUCCGCUCCUUGAGCAGGUUCUUGGUCUCUCGCCUUCUACUGGUCCUCCUCCUCCCUUUGAGUGUCCACAGCCUGUCCAGUCGCAGUCACAGUUACAGCCCGCCUCCCCGCUGCCUGCUCCUUCUCCCUACACUGGUCCUACUGGAGGUCUUGCUGAGCGUCGUGCGCCUGCGUCUCGCCCUGCGUCGCCUGUUCGUGCUGCUCGCACUAGUGGUCGUGCUCCGCGUCCGCGUCCUCCUACGGUCCCAGGCACACACCAGAUGGCACUGCGUCCUUCCACUGCUCCUCUGCGUGUCCCGUUGCCGUCUCCUCCAGAGUCCUCUCUUCCUGUUCUUGCUGACCCGGAGUCUGACUCUCUUCGUGCUACCAGUCCUACUGUCACGCGUCUCCUGGCCACUGUUGUCACUGACCCUUCCUUUGAGUCCACUGCUGCGUCUGCCUUAGUUGCUGAGCUUGUCGACUUUGCUGCUCGCUGUCGUCUGGACUACGCCGCUAGUCUCGUUGCUGAGUCUGAGUCUGUCUGUCCUCCUUCCGUCGGGGGUGAGUGUGCUCUUAGCACGGACGUCCUUGAGGACAGGCAGGAGGAGUUCCAGUGUUUUGCUGCUGCUUUGCCUCAUCUCGUGUCCACAUUGAUUGCCCCUGAGGGAGACCUGGAUGCACCAGACAUCCCGACUCCUCGAUCGUACGCUAAGGCGAUCGAGGGUCCCUACUCCUCACAGUGGCAGUCAGCCAUGGACGCAGAGAUGGCCUCCUGGAAGUCCACAGGCACCUACGUCGACGAGGUUCCCCCACCUGGGGCGAACAUCGUCAGUGGCAUGUGGAUUUUCAGGGUGAAGCGACCGCCGGGCUCUCCGCCUGUCUUCAAGGCGCGUUACGUGGCUCGAGGCUUCAGUCAGCAGCAGGGAGUUGACUACUUUCAGACCUUCUCUCCCACCCCGAAGAUGACCACUCUUCGGGUGCUGCUGCACAUAGCCGCUCAGCGUGACUACGAGCUUCACUCUCUUGACUUCAGCACAGCUUUCUUGCAGGGCAGCCUGCACGAGGAGAUCUGGCUGCGUCGCCCACCUGGCUUCACUGGGUCGUUUCCUCCUGGUACCCAGUGGAGCCUCCGGCGGCCAGUCUACGGUCUCCGCCAGGCGCCCCGUGAGUGGCACGACACACUGAGGACUACACUUGCGGCUCUUGGGUUUGCUCCUUCUACUGCCGACCCGUCGCUGUUUCUGCGCACCGACACCUCUUUGCCGCCGUUCUACAUCCUCGUGUACGUGGACGACUUGGUCUUUGCCACUGCUGACACUGCUGGACUCGCCCACGUGAAGUCCGAGCUGCAGAAGAGACACACGUGCACAGACCUGGGUGAACUGCGCAGCUACCUUGGCUUGCAGAUCACCCGGGACAGAGCACAGCGCACCAUUACCCUGACUCAGUCACACAUGGUGCAGCAGGUCCUUCAGCGCUUCGACUUCACGUACUCCUCGCCUCAGGCCACUCCUCUGUCUACUCACCACUCGCUUUCAGCUCUGCCUUCAAAUGAGUCCGUAGAGCCGAGUGGCCCGUACCCAGAGCUUGUUGGCUGCCUCAUGUACCUGAUGACCUGCACACGACCUGACCUUGCAUACCCUCUUAGCAUCCUGGCACGCUAUGUUGCCCCUGGGAGACACCGACCAGAGCACAUGGCUGCAGCGAAGAGGGUGUUGCGCUACUUGUGCAGUACGUCGGGCAUGGGGCUAGUGCUUGGAGGGCGGCGUUCAGUGGUUCUCACAGGUCACGCAGACGCUUCUUGGGCUGACGACCAGGCUACGCAGCGGUCGUCUCAGGGUUACACCUUCAGCCUUGGUUCUGGCUCUGUUUCGUGGCGGUCUAUCCGCUCGUCUUCUGUUCUUGGCUCCAGCUGUGAGGCUGAGAUCUACGCGGGGGCCAUGGCUGCACAGGAGCUACGCUGGCUCACCUACCUGCUGACUGACCUAGGAGAGCCGCCUCGUUCUCCUCCAGUUCUGUACGUAGACAACAAGGCCAUGCUGGCCUUGUGUUGGGAGCACAGACUGGAGCACAGAACGAAGCACAUUGCUCUUCGCUACUUCCUUGCUCGUGAGCUGCAGCAGCGUGGUCAGCUGCGCCUUGCUUACGUGGCCUCUGAGGCCAACACUGCUGAUAUCUUUACUAAGGCACUUCCGCCUUGUGGUCAUCAGCGGUGCUGUACGAUGCUAUGUCUUGUGCCUACUUGGCCUCACUUACUCACUUCUUGA
This is a messenger RNA of Closterium sp. Naga37s-1, 5136 nucleotides long. The record is from the annotation of a GenBank genome assembly. NCBI's taxonomy places the organism in Eukaryota, Viridiplantae, Streptophyta, Zygnematophyceae, Desmidiales, Closteriaceae.